Messenger RNA from Lytechinus variegatus (green sea urchin), 5245 nucleotides. It is a transcript of the gene mms19, whose product is annotated as MMS19 nucleotide excision repair protein homolog. NCBI's taxonomy places the organism in Eukaryota, Metazoa, Echinodermata, Echinoidea, Temnopleuroida, Toxopneustidae. Gene Ontology annotation, cellular component: cytosolic [4Fe-4S] assembly targeting complex; MMXD complex. The coding region runs from base 27 to 3074 and encodes 1015 amino acids. Gene Ontology annotation, biological process: iron-sulfur cluster assembly. The transcript is spliced from 22 exons. The record is from RefSeq and is a predicted model, not a curated record.
UUACAUUAUUUCUUUUUCAAUUCAAGAUGGCAGCCACCAUGUGGACCGAGGCGAUAGAAAACUACGUUCGUGGCGAACAAAAAGAAGCUUUGAAGUUGAUUACCGCAGAAAUCACAAAUGGACAGAAAACAGUGGAUGAUUUUGUUGACAGCAUGGGAACCUACCUGAUGAGUAACGAAACCAGGAUCCGUGCUAGAGGGGUGGAAUUAAUGUCUGAAGUACUGACAAGUUUACCAAGAACUUUCCUCAACCAGCAACAGAUUCAAGUCCUGAUUGAGUUUCUCUGUGCUAGGCUGUUAGACCACCACUCUAUCACCCAACACACUCUCAAAGGUUUGCUGCCAAUGACUUCUCAGUCCAGCUUUCCUGCCAGUUUGUCGGUUCAGGUGAUGACAGCAAUCUUUAAAGAGGUCCAGGUCCAGACCAUGCUACAGGUGGACCGUAGAACAGUCUACAACAUCAUAUCAAACCUACUUAGGACUAGCCUUACAGAGCUACAAGGCAUGGGGUCAGAGUUCGUCCUCGGCUUCCUCCAUGCUAUGGACGGUGAAAAGGACCCAAGGAAUCUCAUCCUCUUAUUCAACAUCCUACCGACCGUCAUCAACAACUUCAAGAUUGAUAUGUUCAUUGAAGAGACUUUUGAGGUUGUAGCCUGCUACUAUCCUGUUGACUUUCACCCUCCACCCAACGAUCCAUAUGGUAUCUCAAGAGAGAAACUGGCACAGAGCCUCAAGACAUGUCUCUCCAGUACCCCUAAAUUUGCGCAGUUUUGUCUGCCAAUGAUCAUGGAGAAGUUAAGCUCAGACUUACAGACAGCACGGUUAGACUCCUACCAGCUGUUACAAGCAUGCGCACCGGUCUACAGUCAGAGUGAUAUCAUGUCCUACAUAGAAGCGAUCUGGUCAUACUGCAGGAAAGAGUUGAUGUUAGGUAUCAGUGUAGAGUUAGACAAGGAAGCUGCAAAGACAUUAGGUGCCGUGGUAACAGCAGUUUCAUCUGGUAUCCAGUCUACGUCUGGUGGUAGUGGGGACGGAGAUCUGAAUUCAUUCCUCAGGAACAUAUUAACAGAAUGCAGGCAGCAUCUUUGUGAACCAGACCAUCGGAUGAUCCACCCCUGCAGUAAGCUUCUGGUUGCCAUAGCAGCAGCAUCAUACCCGGCUUGCAUUGCCAUUCUCAAGUAUGCCGUCCCCAUCCUCCUAGAUCAGUUCAAUAUAUUUGACCAGACCAGAGAAAGAAUGGUCCUAUUAGACAUCCUUGAGAGACUCCUCCACUCCAGUCAGGGUCACAUCAAGGAACCAGAGGAUUGGAGAACUCUCUUUGCCCAUCACAUGGACACUGUAGUGACCACUGUCCUGUCCAGUUUUGCCAGGGACCAGGGUGUGCCGGACCUCAGGAAGAUUGGGCUAGGAACCCUGAGGGAAAUGGUCCAGGUCCCGAUUCUUAUGGACCAGAGUAGGCUGGAACUUGUGGGACAAGAACUGACAAGGGUUCUGCUAGAAGAAGGAGAUGAGGGUGUGAGGUGUGAGUGCAUAAAGACGGUAUCUAGCCUUGCCAAAAAACACACAGACUUUGUCAAGUCAACAAUACUUACGUCUUUAUGGACCACUGCACAAAGAGGGGGUCCAGGAUACCAAAGAAUAGUAGUUGACAUGGCAACCAUAGUAACAAAUACGUCAGAUGACCUCAGCAGGUCGCUGACCUCCGAGCUUGUGUCAGAAAUAGCUAAGCCAAAAUUAAGUUCUGACCAGCAUCUAGUGUAUCUUGCCACGUUAGAAACCUUGACAGCCAAUCUUUCCAGUACACCUUCAAAUCUAGAGUCCCUCCUAGCAUCUGUUGUCUACCCUUUACUUAAAAUGGUUGUGUCCGCCACUCUACAAUCCAGUACUGAAGCUGGGAUCAGUCCACAUUGUUGUGGGGAGGUUCUGGUUGCCAUUGCAAAAGUGAUUAGAGUGGUUGUUCCAAGAUUAGAUAACAGUAUGGGGAUCAAGCUAUGCCAGUGUGCUAUUGACGUAUUCCUUCACGGGGAGUUAAGCAGUUUGGAGCUAACGAAUCACAACACAUCGGUGCCCUUCUUACCAUUGGCACCUCAUGCACCAGGCCACCAGACACAGCUUGUCACAGUUCUCCAACCAAUAGUGUGUUCCCUGAGGAGAGAGGUCCAUCUACCAUCCUCCAAACAGCUGAUGUCAAGUCUACUUCACAUAUCAGCUCAUAGUACUGUGUGGUUGACUAGUACCUGGGCUACUAAGGCUUUAGCUGGAGUCAUUAAUAAGCACCAAGCAGGGUCAGAUUUAGAUGAAGUCUUAGUUGAAGCAGAGAGUCUUUUAGGUCGAGCAAUAUCUAGCAUGGAAGAAGGAUCAAGCAAAGAAAGAGCUCUUAUGGCUUGGGUCUUGCUGACCAAGGCUCUUGUGAUGCGUUCCCACCCCAAGGCAACAACAUUCCUCACAACAUUACUCAGACUUCUUGAAGAUGAAGAUCUUGGUGAUCAGGUCCCUCAAACCCUUGGCAUGCUCCUGGAAGACAUGGAGGAUGUACUGAGUGAGGAACUUCACUCAGACAUCAAGAUCAUGUACAAACAGAGGGUCUUCCUGCAGGCACUUCCAUUUGUCAUGGCUCUUUUUAACAAAGAUAACCUGCAAACAAGAGCCAUCACAGCCCUAUGCCAUCUACUCCCCAGCAUACCCCGCCCCGUCCUGCUGGCAGAGUUACCCCCCAUCAUACCCCGCUUGGUGCAGUCCCUCAGGGUGACAGACCCACGCCCCACCCUUCCCAUCUUGGACAUCUUGGAGUCUCUACUUGGGGAGACACUGCCCUCAUUGGUGGAUCAGAUUGAUAACCUUAUACCAACCCUCUUGGAGCUGAGUUCCUACCAAGCUUCUUUGAAAGUGCGCAUAGCAUCUCUGAAGUGUAUAGGGGCUGUUACCUCUUUCCCACAUCAUAUAAUUUAUCCGCAUCAGGAGACAGUGGUCAGAGCAUUAGCACCAAGGCUGGACGAUAAGAAGAGACUGGUCAGACAGGAGGCGGUCAAGGCUCGGACAAAAUGGAUUCUGCUACAACAAGACACAAAGAGAUAAUACAACAUUUUAUUGUAUCAUAUUAUGGUAAGGCAUCGAUCAUGUUAGAUGGGCACCCAGUAGGAUUUUAAAGCCUAUGCAGUAUUCUCUCGCUGGAAUGCUCCCCAGGGAGUGAAGGAAGUGCAUACUUCUCUGUGGACAAGCCAGGAUGCAAUGAUCAGGAUACUAACAUAUUUGUAAAGUGCUUUGAAAUGUUAUUCCGAUGCAAGCGCUAUAUGUUUAGACAAAACUCUUACAAAAGUACAGCAUAGUAUGUAUUCUUCUUAUGGUGAUUGAGCUUGAAGUCAAUGUCAAAGAAAAGAGGUUGAAAUACAGUCUACAGGAUAUUCUUUAUGACUGGAGGAAUCAUGCUUUCUCACUAAUCUAAAUAAUCUAUAGUGCACCUAAAUGUUCCUUCCUCAGGGUCUGUUUAAAGACUUUUCCCCCUGAACAGACAGGCAGCUCAGAACAAUCUCAUGAUGAUCAUGUAACUUUUAUUUUGAUUCAUGAAAUUUAACAUAUAGUCAGCCGACAAAUGUGACAUGAUUGUGUUUGGGCUUUAUCCAACAAACCUAGUUCAAGUUUUAUUUUCGAAAACCUACAUUUUUUUGGUGAACGUUGUCACCAACUGGGCAGUGUGGAGUGCACUUGAUAUAAUCGUUAAGUGUUUGUUUAUGUCUGUACAAACUCAAUCACAGGUACACACAUUUUUAUUAGAAGUAAAAUCCGAUCCUGGAUAUUUUAUCUGUUUCAUCAAGACCAAUUCGGGCAAAUUGAUGAAACAAAUAUGAUUGGAUGUGAAACCUUCCCCUAGAUUGGAAUCGUAAAAUCAAGUUAUCAAUUGCAAAAAGAGCUGAAAGCAAAUGCAACUCUAAACUUCAAUCUCAAGUAGUAACGAUACUAUUAACAUUCCCUCCAAACAAACACCCAAUACAGUGGUGCUAAAAAGUUAGUGAACUCCUUCAGAAAAUGCACUCCUUCAUGCUGAGUGUUGAAUGUAGAAAACAAUGGAACAGUGCUUGGCAAGCCCAGAGAAACAAAUUUAUUGAAUGUAAUAUUCAAUCACCUGACUUCACAAUUAAGUAUCUAAAAGAUGGCAGAAUUUGAAUACUUGAAAUAUGUUAAUUUUCUGGUGUGGUACACUAACUUUUUAGCACCCCAGGUGGGUGUUUCAUAAAGCUGUUUGUAAGUUAAGAGCGACUUUAUGAACGACUGGUGAUCCCUCCUUGUGGUAAAUGGUAUAUUCGUUGGUGAUGUUUUGGCACAUAAAGAAGGUUCACCAGUCGUUCUUAAAGUCACUCUUAACUUACGAACAGCUUUAUGAAAUGGCCACCUGUAUAUGUUCAUAUGAGUUGUAUUAUGUAUGACUUGUCAGACAGUGCUUGCAUUCAUAUCCCUAUUUCAGCAUGAAUCAAAUUUCAUGCAAAGGGAUUUAAGCAGUUAAAACUGAAAGGGCUUCCCUGAAGCAGUCAAGUACCAUAUUUCUGUUUUUCUGUUAUGUAUGUAAAUUAUGGAUGUUAUAUAAAUUACAUGUUACAUUAUGGCUAUGAAGUUGAGUGUGUGUUUAAUCAUCAUCAUUAUAUCCAUAAAUGAUUAUUUGAAAUGCUAUGAAUCAUGUGUCCAAAUUAUUGAGAGCUAUACAAAUACUGAAUCACUUUUCACUGUUAAACACUUGCACAAAAUUAGUACUAUUCACUUUUAAAUUCUCUUUUCUUUGCAUAUGUAUCUUUUGUAUACAAAAUAAAUACAUGAAUAUUAAGAACAUAUUUGGCCAAUAUAAGUGUGCUGUGGAACCAGUGUUGAAAAUCUAAAGCUAUCUUAUAUUGCAUGAGCACAAGACAAGGUGUUCGAGUUAUUAUGAGAUGGGGAUUUUGAGAAGGGCUGACAGAGUGGUGAUGAGAGUGAUAAGUGAUUUUGAUGAAAUCAACAAGGAUCACACAUUAUCAGAUACAUUUAUUAAUAGAUGGGCCAAUACAGCAGUUACUUUGUGACCUUAUCUUUAAUUUUCUUCUAAAUAGAUAUUCUAGAUUUAUAUAACUUCAGAAAAUAGAACAAAACCUUACAACCAACAAAUAGAACAUACAUUGAAAAUACACUUAAUUAUCAUCAAGAGCUUUGUGUUGUAAAUACCUGUAACUGAUAAACUCACACACAAUGCCAUAGAGAACUGCUUUUCAUUUCCAAUCAUGCAA